Molecule: messenger RNA, 1832 nt
Organism: Porites lobata
Lineage: Eukaryota; Metazoa; Cnidaria; Anthozoa; Scleractinia; Poritidae
Source: the annotation of a GenBank genome assembly
GGGUAUACAGGGUAUACAGGGUAUACAGGGUAUACAGGGUAUACAGGGUAUACAGGGUAUACAGGGUAUACAUAGGUAUACAGGGUAUACAGGGCAUAUACAGGGUAUACAGGGCAUACAGGGUAUACAGGGUAUACAGGGUAUACAGGGGGUAUACAGGGUAUACAGGGUAUACAGGGUAUACAUAGGCAUACAGGGCAUACAGGGUAUACAUACAUGGGGUAUACAGGGUAUACAUACAGGGCAUACAGGGUAUACAUAGGUAUACAUACAGGGUAUACAGGGUAUACAGGGCAUACAGGGUACACAGGGCAUACAGGGCAUACAGGGCAUACAGGGCAUACAGGGUAUACAGGGUAUACAGGGUAUACAGGGGGUAUACAUAGGGUAUACAGGGUAUACAGGGUAUACAUACAGGGCAUACAGGGGGCAUACAGGGCAUACAGGGUACAUACAGGGUAUACAGGGUAUACAGGGUAUACAUAUACAGGGUAUACAGGGUAUACAGGGUAUACAGGGGCAUACAGGGUAUACAUACAGGGUAUACAGGGUAUACACAGGGUAUACAUACACAGGUAUACAGAAUUAUACAUACAGGGUAUACAGGGUAUACAGGGUAUACAGGGUAUACAGGGUAUACAGAGUAUACAGGGUAUACAGGGUAUACAGGGUAUACAGGGUAUACAUAGGUAUACAGGGUAUACAGGGCAUACAGGGCAUACACAGGGCAUACAUGGUAUACAGGCAUACAGUAUAUACAGGGUAUACAGGGUAUACAGGGUAUACACAGGUAUACAUACAGGGUAUACAUGGGCAUACAUACAGGGUAUACAGGGUAUACAUACAGGGGGCAUACAGGGUAUACAGGGUAUACAGGGUAUACAGGGUAUACAGGGUAUACAGGGUAUACAGGGUAUACAGGGUAUACAGGGCAUACAGGGUAUACAGGGUAUACAGGGUAUACAGGGUAUACAGGGUAUACAUACAGGGGGUAUACAGGGUAUACAGGGUAUACAGGGUAUACAGGGUAUAUACAGGGUAUACAGGUAUACAGGGCAUACAGGGUAUACAUAGGUAUACAGGGUAUACAUAGGUAUACAGGGUAUACAGGGUAUACAGGGUAUACAGGGCAUACAGGGCAUACAUAGGUAUACAGGGUAUACAGGGUAUACAGGGCAUACAGGGUAUACAGGGUAUACAGGGUAUACAGGGGUAGUAUACAGGGUAUACAGGGUAUACAUACAGGGUAUACAGGGUAUACAUGGGUAUACAGGGUAUACAGGGUAUACAUAGGUAUACAGGGUAUACAGGGUAUACAUAGGUAUACAGGGUAUACAGGGUAUACAGGGUAUACAGGGUAUACAGGGUAUACAGAGUAUACAGGGUAUACAUGGUAUACAUAGGUAUACAGGGUAUACAGGCAUACAGGGUAUACAGGGUAUACAGGGUAUACAUGGGUAUACAGGGUAUACAGGGUAUACAGGGUAUACAGGUAUACAGGGUAUACAGGGUAUACAGGGUAUACAGGGUAUACAGGGUAUACAGGGUAUACAGGGUAUACACAGGGUAUACAGGGUAUACAGGGUAUACAGGGUAUACAGGGUACACAGGGUAUACAGGGUAUACAGGGUAUACAGGGUAUACAGAUACAUAUACAGGGUAUACAGGGUAUACAUAGGUAUACAGGUAUACAGGGUAUACAGGGUAUACAGGGGUAUACAGGGUAUACAGGUAUACAGGGUAUACAGGGGUAUACAGGGUAUACACAGGGUAUACAGGGUAUACAGGGUAUACAGGGUAUACAGGGUAUACAGGGUAUACAGGGUAUAUAG